Molecule: messenger RNA, 1658 nt
Organism: Dermochelys coriacea (leatherback sea turtle)
Lineage: Eukaryota; Metazoa; Chordata; Testudines; Dermochelyidae
Gene: UTP23
Product: UTP23 small subunit processome component
Exons: 3
Coding region: 334-1053 (239 amino acids)
Cellular component (GO): nucleolus; small-subunit processome
Molecular function (GO): small ribosomal subunit rRNA binding
Source: RefSeq, a predicted model, not a curated record
CCCGCCCGAAUCUCACGGGCGGGAGGCUCUCGGGCAGCAGCGCAGGCGCAGCCGCCAGCACGCGCCCAGACAUUAGUCGCCCGGUGAUGGGGUGGCCGGGUGACGCGCGCACUAACGGACGUGACUUGGCUUCGCACACUCUUGUUCCGGCUCUCAAAGGCACGUGUCAUUAGCCACGCCCCUCGCAAGACGCUCCGCCCUCUGUCCCGCCUCCUGCGGCCGCUUGCCACGCACAUGCCUGGGGGUUUCCGGAUCCGGGGCAGCCAAACAACCGCCGUUUAGUUCCGGAGGCGCAGGCGCUGUGGCCGUUGGCCGGGCCGCUCCGCUCCCGCCAUGAAGAUCACGCGGCAGAAACAUGCUAAGAAAUAUAUGAGCUUCUACAAGUACAACUUCGGCUUCCGGGAGCCCUUCCAGGUGCUGCUGGACGGGACCUUCUGCCAGGCCGCGCUGCGCAACAAGAUCCAGAUCCGCGACCAGCUGCCCGGCUAUCUGGCUGGGGCCACCCAGCUCUGCACCACCCGAUGUGUUCUAAAAGAAUUGGAGUCAUUGGGGAAGGAACUUUAUGGAGCAAAGCUAAUUGCCCAAAGAUUUCAAGUUCGAAACUGUUCCCACUUCAAAGAUCCAGUGAGUGGCUCAACAUGUCUAUUGUCCAUGAUUGAGAUUGGUAAUCCUCAUCACUAUUUCAUUGCUACACAGGACCAGGAUUUGGCAACAAAAGUGAAGAAAAAGGCUGGAGUUCCUCUUCUCUUUAUUAUUCAGAACACUAUGGUGCUGGACAAACCUUCUCCGAAAUCACUGGCAUUUGUUCAAGCCAUGCAAGCAAAUCAGCUUGUUCCAGAGCACCAGAAACAAAGUAUUGAGCAUCUUAAAGAAGAACAGGGACUAGUAAAAGAGUCUGAAAACAGAAGAAAACGUAAGAGGGCAGGUGGCCCCAAUCCUCUCAGCUGCCUGAAGAAAAAGAAAAAAGUGCAGGAGACCCAACAGCCUUCCACUGCUAAGAGGAAACGAAAAAGAAAACGAAACCGGGCUAAAUCGGAAGCAAAGGCAGUGUAAGUGCAGCUGAGUGUGAAAGCAUAAAGUUGCCCAUAUAAACCGUACAGGACUUAAAUACAGCUUGAACUUUGUGCAAAGAAAAAAAAAUUCUUACAAUUCUAAUAUGAAAAUAAGUUUUAUUUUUAUGAAAUAUAUAUUCUUCAUUGUAACUUUCACCACCUUUGUAUAUUUAUAUCAUCCCAGUAAUACAACUUUCUCUUUAUUAAUCAGAUAAUUACAAAACUUUUUUCCCACUAUAACCACGUCUGCCCUCAAUGAGCAAUUGGAGAGCUGUUAUGUUGCAAAAUCUGGUAUCUGGAGUGCCCCAAGUAGUGUGGUGGUUGGUUUUUUUUUUUUUUUUUUUUAUUAUUAUUAUUAUUAUUUUAUUAUAUUUCUCUGUGCACAGUUCUGCCCUCACAUGAACAAAUGGUGUGUAUUGUUCCUGGCCCUGCCUUAGUUGGGAUCCUAAGGAGGAAGUGUAAAUGAGUUUUAUAAAUUUUUCCUGUAAGAUGUUGUAACAGAUCUCCUCAAACUCUGCAUCAAACCUUGUCUGUAUUUCCCACUCUCAUGUAAGCCAGCGUCCAAUUUCCAGGCCUGUGCAUCAGUAAAGCUGCUUCUACUGUCAG